Molecule: messenger RNA, 1227 nt
Organism: Lotus japonicus
Lineage: Eukaryota; Viridiplantae; Streptophyta; Magnoliopsida; Fabales; Fabaceae
Product: serine/arginine-rich SC35-like splicing factor SCL28
Exons: 7
Coding region: 120-914 (264 amino acids)
Molecular function (GO): RNA binding
Source: RefSeq, a predicted model, not a curated record
AUUUGCCUCUCUAUGAAUUAGCGCUCUAUUCCAUUCGACUCUGUUCUGUUCUGUUCUGUUGUGAGGAUUAGGGUUUUGAAUUUUUCCACUCAAACUCUAGGGUUUCUCCAAGGUGUGCAAUGGGGAGGUACCGUAGCCGGAGCAGAAGCUACAGCCCUCGCCGACGCAGCAGAACCCCUCCACCGCGCGGACGCAAGCGCUACGACGAUGAUCGCACCCGCUCAUACAGAGACCGCCGUUCACCUCUUCCUUCUGGACUCCUUGUUCGCAAUCUCCCCCUCGAUGCUAGGCCUGAAGAUCUCAGGGGGCCAUUUGAGCGAUACGGUCCUGUGAAGGAUGUUUAUCUUCCUAAAAAUUACUACACUGGUGAGCCAAGGGGCUUUGGAUUUGUGAAGUAUCGUUUUGGCGAAGAUGCAGCAGAGGCUAAGCAUCAUCUUAAUCACACUAUCAUUGGUGGGCGUGAAAUAAGAAUUGUGUUUGCUGAGGAAAAUAGGAAAACACCUCAAGAGAUGCGUGUUACUUCUCGUCCAAGCAGUCGACAUGGAGGUGGUAGAAGGAGGACUGGAACAAGAUCACCCCCAAGACGCCGAUAUCAUUCCUACUCUAGGUCUCCAUCACCAGCCAGGGAUGAUUCAAGGGGUAGGGAUGAUUAUUAUUCUCCUGAGCGAUCAAGAUCUUAUUCUAGGUCUCGCUCUCCUAGUGGCGGAAAGGACUACAGAAGGUCCCCUCAUCCCAGGGAGAAUGGUCGGAGUCCUAAUGACAAGAGGGAUCAGGCACCUAGCAGAUCUCUGAGUCCCAGACGUGAUGAUCCUCCUAAUGAAAAGAGGGAUCGGGCACCUAACAGAUCUGUGAGUCCUAGACGCGAUGAUCGCAGUCCUUCAAGGUCCCGUUCGCGGUCAUACAGUCCACGCUGAUCUGCCAUCAAACUUGUGAUUUCGUGGUGGUCACCGGUCAAUUUGGGCUUUUCUGUGGUCACAUGCUGCAGAAUGCAGAUAAACUUUUACAUUUUGAAACGCGCUGAUGUCGCGAAGUAAAAUCUAUGAUGUUAAUAUUAGUAUUUAGGAGACAAUUUCAUUAGAAGGUUGCUUCACUUGGUGUUUUGUCAUUUUUGUGCUACGUAAGGCCAGUUUCAUCAGUUUUCUGAAAACUAAACUGUUCAUGAGUUGUUUCUUCGUUUACUUCAAAAUAUAUUUUGACUUAUCUAUAGAAACUUCGAAGUUUGGAUAA